Molecule: messenger RNA, 1557 nt
Organism: Trichogramma pretiosum
Lineage: Eukaryota; Metazoa; Arthropoda; Insecta; Hymenoptera; Trichogrammatidae
Gene: Atg5
Product: autophagy protein 5
Exons: 4
Coding region: 223-1023 (266 amino acids)
Biological process (GO): autophagosome assembly; C-terminal protein lipidation; autophagy of mitochondrion
Cellular component (GO): Atg12-Atg5-Atg16 complex; cytoplasm; phagophore assembly site membrane
Source: RefSeq, a predicted model, not a curated record
CCCACCGUAUGUAUUCUCCGUACUUCUUCGUGUUUUUUAACGUUGACUGCAUCUUGCAGAUGGCAUGAGAAACACAUAAGUCACGGAAAUAAAACAUAACCCAAGUCCCAAGUACCCUCUACGAUAUGGCAACCCUUGAUUAGACUGAGAUGUUUACAACACUCGGAAUCGAUUCUUUUGUUUUUUAAACAAUAUAAUACCUCUUAGCAUAUCAUAAUAACAAUGGCUAAUGAUCGUGAAGUGUUGCGUGAAAUAUGGGAAGGUAAAGUGCCUGUUUGUUUUCAAUUAGAUCCAGAGGAAGUAUAUGAUUUGCAGGCACCUGAUCCAUUUUAUUUGAUGGUGCCUAGAUUAAGUUAUUUCCCUCUUUGUACAGAUAAAGUCAGAAAACACUUUAUGCGACACGUACAGCAAGAAGGACAAGACAAGCCUGAAAAUGAAAUGUGGCUAGAAUUUAACGGAAUACCAUUGAAGUGGCAUAUACCAAUUGGUGCGUUACUGGAUCUGUACCAUAAUGAUGUACAGUUGCCUUGGAAUAUUGUUGUACAUUUUAGGAAGUUUCCAGAAGAUGUUCUAAUGAGAUGCAAUAACAAAGAAAUUGUUGAAUCUCAUUUUCUGUCUUGUAUCAAAGAAGCUGAUGUUCUGAAACACCGUGGUCAACUUGUUUCAAAUAUGCAAAAGAAGGACCACAAUCAACUAUGGCUUGGUUUAUUAAAUGACAAAUUUGAUCAGUUUUGGGCUGUGAAUCGUAAGCUUAUGGAAGCUACUAGCGAUGAAGGUUUUAAAUACAUACCUUUUAGAUGUUAUAUUAGUGAAGACAAAUACAUUCAGAGACUAGUCAAACCUUUAUUAGAAGAUGGACACAGAAAAACUUUGAAACACCUUUUGAAUGAACUUUUUCCAAAUGAAGAAACAGCCUCCGUUAGAACUCAUGGAAUAAUUCCUUCAUUGGAUGCUCCCCUGCAAUGGUUAUCAGAGCAUCUCAGUUAUCCAGAUAACUUCCUGCACUUGAUACUAAUAACGUAACACAUACAAGACUUAUCAGAAUUUUUAUCUAUUUAAUUAGGCUUCAUUUAAAGCUAUUGUGCAAAGAUAUUAAAAGAUAAUGCAUUAUUUUUUCUUAAAUAAUUGUCAGCAUCUAUGAGAUGCCCUAACAUUUUAUCAGCGAUCAUAGAAAGUAAGUCAAAAUGAACAGAACAUUGUCAGGCUAUUCGAAGCCAAAAUUUCAUGCAAGAUGAUAGACUGAUGGUAGUAUUGUACAGAUCAUAGACGUUCUUUGAUUGUUACUAUAUAUUUAAUUUAUGUACAUACAUUUUUUAUAUAAUUUAAUUUGUAAAAAUAGCUUGGUAUAAUUUUUACUAUCAAACAUGUGAUUCUGAUUGUUUAAUUCUGUUUGUUUUAGAUUAAUUUAUUGAAUAUUUUAUUAGAAAAAAGCACUGUUUACCAUUUAAAAAAUUUGUAUUAAUAUUCGUACGAUACGCUACUAUUGUGUAAAAAAAAAAACAAAUUAUAUCAUAGACUAUUAUCAUAAUAAAGUCUAUCAAAGUUUUAACGGAAAAA